Molecule: messenger RNA, 966 nt
Organism: Rhodotorula toruloides NP11
Lineage: Eukaryota; Fungi; Basidiomycota; Microbotryomycetes; Sporidiobolales; Sporidiobolaceae
Product: mitochondrial carrier protein, succinate:fumarate antiporter
Exons: 7
Coding region: 1-966 (321 amino acids)
Biological process (GO): succinate transport; fumarate transport; transmembrane transport
Source: RefSeq, a predicted model, not a curated record
AUGGCACCCGCAUCCAAGGCAGACCCGAAGAAGAAGACGCCGAUUGGUAUCCACUUGCUUGCGGGCGGAGGAGCAGGACUGGCAGAGGCGCUCGUGUGCCACCCGCUGGACACCAUCAAGGUCCGCAUGCAACUGAGCAAGAGCGGCAGGAAGGCCGGAGUCAAGCCCCGCGGAUUCAUCGCCACGGGCGCACACAUCGUCGCGAAAGAGUCGCCCCUCGGCUUGUACAAGGGAUUGGGAGCGGUCGUGACGGGUAUCGUGCCCAAGAUGGCGAUUCGGUUUGCGUCGUUUGAGCAGUACAAGGGGUUCUUGGCGAACAAGGAGACGGGCGUCGCUUCCUCUUCCAUGAUCUUCCUCGCCGGUCUCGGCGCAGGAGUGACAGAAGCAGUCAUGGUCGUCUGCCCGAUGGAAGUCGUCAAGAUCCGCCUGCAAGCCCAAGUGCACUCGAUGACGGACCCGCUCGACGUUCCCAAGUACCGCAACGCGGCCCACGCGCUCUUCGUCAUCCUCCGCGAGGAGGGACCGAGGACGCUUUACCGCGGUGUGGCUUUGACGGCGCUGAGGCAGGCGACGAACCAGGCCGCCAACUUUACCGCCUACACCGAGCUCAAGCGCCUGCUGCAAAAGUGGCAGCCCGAGUACCCGGACGGCGGUCUCCCCGCGUGGCAGACGUCCAUCAUCGGGUUGAUCUCGGGCGCCGUCGGACCUUUCACGAACGCUCCCAUCGACACCAUCAAAACCCGCAUCCAGCGCGCCACCGCCCUCAAAGGCGAGACCGCAUGGACCCGUUUCUCGACCGUCGCAGGCCAGAUGUUCCGGGAAGAAGGACCCUCGGCAUUCUACAAGGGCAUCACGCCUCGUGUCGCGCGUGUCGCGCCCGGUCAGGCGGUCGUGUUUACGGUGUAUGAGAGGAUCAAGCGGUUUAUUGAGAAGCCGGAGGAGAUCAACAACGAGUACUCGGAGUAG